GCACUCUCGCAGCUCACCGCGGAGUUCAGCCUGGGUGAUGAAGUGGACUUCGACCCAUACUACAUGUGGGACAACUUCGGCCUCGACGACUUGGUGAUGCACAACCUCACCCGUCAGCACAUGGAGAACAUGGCAACGCAAGGUUGGUCGCCCAUUGAAGGAGGCGAUCCCGAGACUGAGACACGGAGCCAGUCGGCAGCCAGGAACAUCGUCAAGAUGAACUUCGGCGCGGUCAUUGGGAGAAAAACCAGGUUGUUCGGCCAUCUUGGAAGUCUCAAGAAGCAGAUGUUCGAGGACCCAAGGUAG
Symbiodinium sp. CCMP2456 is the source of this 306-nucleotide messenger RNA. Lineage: Eukaryota; Dinophyceae; Suessiales; Symbiodiniaceae. The record is from the annotation of a GenBank genome assembly.